Messenger RNA from Anopheles coustani, 1394 nucleotides. Its product is annotated as neuropeptide CCHamide-2 receptor-like. Gene Ontology annotation, cellular component: membrane. Gene Ontology annotation, biological process: G protein-coupled receptor signaling pathway. The transcript is spliced from 5 exons. Gene Ontology annotation, molecular function: G protein-coupled receptor activity. NCBI's taxonomy places the organism in Eukaryota, Metazoa, Arthropoda, Insecta, Diptera, Culicidae. The record is from RefSeq and is a predicted model, not a curated record. Bases 1 to 1269 code for a protein of 422 amino acids.
AUGUCCUCCACCCGGUGGAGUGGGCCCGAGCUCAACGACAGCUACUCGGUGGAUUACUUCCGUGAGGACGCACCGACAGCGACGGUGGCGACCACGGUGACGCUGCUGGAAGAUAUGGUAGGAAUCAACCGGAUACAGAAGUCCAUCCGGCACCCGCUCGAGGACGCGUCCUCGCCCUCGCCCGUAACCGACGAUUACGUACCGUACGACGAGCGUCCGGAAACGUACAUCGUACCGGUGGUGUUUGCGCUGAUCUUCAUCGUCGGCAUCGUCGGCAAUGGGACGCUGGUGGUUAUUUUCCUACGCCACCGAGCCAUGCGCAACAUACCCAACACCUAUAUAUUUUCGCUGGCUCUGGCGGACCUGCUGGUGAUUUUGAUCUGCGUACCCCUCGCCUCCAUGAUUUACACCCUCGAGUCCUGGCCGUGGGGAGCGACACUGUGCCGGGUGUCCGAAUCCGCCAAGGACAUCUCGAUCGGCGUAUCCGUGUUCACCCUGACGGCCCUGUCCGCCGACCGGUACUGCGCCAUCGUUAAUCCGCUCCGGAAGCUGCAGACUCGACCGCUGACGGUCGUGGUGGCGUUCCUGAUCUGGCUGCUGGCCAUCAUUUGCGCGAUCCCCUCCGCGGUCAUGUCCGACGUGGUGACGGCGAACCUGUCGAACAAGGAUAUCGAGUACUGCACACCGUUCGGGCCUAGGGCGACGGACUCCGAUUACUCCAAGUAUAAAACGAUACUGAACUCAAUCAUCUACUACUUCCUGCCGCUGUCCAUCAUUGGUCUGCUGUACGCCCUGAUGGCACGUCGGCUGCAUACCAGCGCCCGGGAGAUGCCGGGGGAGAACGCAGGCCCGCAGAGUCGCUCGCAAGCCCGAGCCCGCCGGCACGUGGCCCGGAUGGUGAUCACCUUCGUCGUCGCCUUCAUCGUCUGCUUCCUGCCGUACCACGUGUUCGCGCUCUGGUUCCAUCUGUACCCGCACGCCAUGGAAGACUACGACGACUGGUGGCACAUCCUUCGUAUCACUGGCUUCUGUCUGAGUUUCCUCAACUCGUGCAUCAACCCGGUGGCACUGUACUGCGUGUCGGGCGUCUUCCGGCAGCACUUCCAUCGCUACCUGUGCUGCCGGCCGAUGCUGGUCCAGCGCCGGAUCGGCCUGUCCUCGGGAGGGAACGCCUGCGAGACGAGCUUCGUGUCGACCAUCCGGCGCUCGAACAACCACAGCAUCCGGAAGUCCUUCUCGGUGCAGUACAGCGUACCCUGCAAGAGGUGAAAGUUCGUGCGCAUGUUCGUGAACGGCCGCAGCCACGCGGACGCCAAGAACGUCCGGCUCGACCACCGGCCGCUGCCGUCGGAGGAGGUCGAUCGAACGAUGCCCAUGGCGAUCCGCGAGCACCA